Molecule: messenger RNA, 1657 nt
Organism: Trametes versicolor FP-101664 SS1
Lineage: Eukaryota; Fungi; Basidiomycota; Agaricomycetes; Polyporales; Polyporaceae
Exons: 5
Coding region: 32-1549 (505 amino acids)
Biological process (GO): protein folding; protein stabilization
Cellular component (GO): cytoplasm
Molecular function (GO): heat shock protein binding; protein kinase binding; protein-folding chaperone binding
Source: RefSeq, a predicted model, not a curated record
ACCACCACCCCACCACGCACCGUAUUCCGCCAUGCCUCUGAACUACUCAAAGUGGGAUAAACUCGAGCUCUCAGACGACUCGGACAUCGAAACGCAUCCCAAUGUCGACAAGAAGUCGCUCGUCCGAUGGAAGCAGCGCGACAUCCACGAGAAGCGCGAGAUGCGGAAGCUGCACAUCGCGCAGCUGAAGGCCGACAUCGCGUGCAACGAGGUCCUCCGGCCGCGCCUCGUGCAGAUCGCCGCGGACGUCGAGGCGCAGGGCCCGCCGCACUUCUCGCAGCUCGUCGAGCGCUUCAAGACGAACCCGUCCCCGGACAAGCCGCCCAGCAACGCGCCCGAGCAGAAGUCGUACGACGAGAUGCUGCUGUCGCUCAUGCUGCAGGUGUGGGAGGAGGCGAAGAAGAAGGGCGUGGAGAAGGACAGCCCGAAGCUGGCGGAGGCGCUCGUCGCGGGGCUGAAGGCGCAUCUGGUGAGGAUGGACGAGCACCAGGCGAAGAUGCGGAAGGAGCUGGCGGACGAGGAGGAGGAGCAACACAAGAAGAUCACCAUGGAGGACCUCCAUGAGGGCUUCGAGUCACACUACGUGCCACCCAAACCCGCGCCACCUCCAGUCAAGGGCGCAAUUGGCUCCGACAAGCCUAAGAAGACCGUGACGGAGAUCGAGGUCCUCAACCCUAAAGGUGUCGAUGCCGCCCCCUUCAGCGAAGCUUCCACAUCGAAAGCACCUGCCGCAGACGAUGAAGACGACGACGGGCUGCCUGAGCUCACCCCAGCGUUGGAGGGAUUCUCGCACCUCCCCAUCCGCGGUUACGAGGAGUCAUGGGAGUACAUCAAGGCGCAUCGCGAUGUCUACGUCCCGGGCGCGUCUGACGCGCUCCUGGUCGCCGCAUUCCGCGCACAAAGUGCCGGCAAGGCGAAGUGGGCCCAGCAGUGUGUACACCAAAGCUUGCUGUUGCAGUACUCCGAGAAGCUGGGCAAGGACGGCCCGUCCAUGCUGUUCCGCAAGUUAAUUGCGCGAGACCCGCGCGCGACAGGCGUUUUCGAGAAGGACGUUGCGGACACGUACGCGCACCUCGUCGAGCGCGUCCGGAUAUCGAAGGCGGAGGAGGCCGCAGCCGGCACCGAGCAGAUUCAGCUCAUGCCCGAGAACCCAGAGCAGACGAUUAACUUCAACGUGCCAGACGGCCCGCCCCCCGAGAAGCUCCAGCUUGACGGCCCCGGCUUCGAGGGCGUGGACAUCGAGGACGUGCGCAAGGCGCUGCAGCUGCGGUGGGACGUGUUCAAGAGCUUCUCCGAGCCGAUGCAGAAGGCGCUGGAGGACCACAACCUGGACGCCGUGAACAAGGCGCUUGCGGCGAUGAACAUCACCGAGGCGGAGCAGGUCGUGAAGCUGCUCGAGGUCGCGGGCAUCCUGAGCUUCGCGGACGGAGACAUUCGGGAUGAGACUGGUAGGAAGCCGGAUGCGGGUGACGAGGGUGAUGAGGAGGACGAAGGCGAGGAAGAGGCAGCUGAGGGCGAGGAAGCCGCGCCCCACCAGGAUGUCGACUGAGAGGCACGUUUGGAUCUGUUCGUUGGGUGACGCUGGAAGAAGAAUCUACUGCUGUGUAUCAUGCUCUGUGUAUUACUUCUGUUUCAUGCAUCGUGUACGCUUGAGUCC